AUGCGCAGUCUUUUUGCGGCCAUUGUUGUGAUAUCUACACUGACAUCGUUUACUGUUAUUAAUGUUUAUUAUCAAAAGAAGCAAUUCUACCCAACGGUGGUUUUUCUAACGAAGCACAAGCCAUAUUUUGCAUUGAUUGUUCUACAAUGCUUUGCUUUUCUACUUGUCAUUGCAAAAAUAACAGCCUGGAUUUUCUUUGGUGACAUUCGAAGAACAGAGAUAGACAACGUAUUUUCGCGUUUAAUGUAUACGUCAUUCGACAUGUGCCUGCUUUUCACGUUUUUUCAGGAGGAUAUCAGUACAAAGUUUUUGUUCUUGUUCUCGGUUAUAAUAUUUAUGAAAGGAUUCCACUGGCUGCUAGAAGGACGUGUGGAUCUUAUGGAGCGAACUCCUGUUAUCAGGGCUUCAUUUCAUGUUCGAACAAUAAGCUUUAUGGCAUUAUUGGUGAUAAUUGACAUUUUCCACAUUUCUCAUUUCUACUGGGGUGUAUCUACGCAAAACGUGGCAUCUCUUGCUGUUGGCGCUGAGUAUUACAUUCUAUUUUUCGAACUCAUUUCCACAAUGAUGCGUUACGGGCUUCAAGUAUUUGAUUCGAUGCGUGAUACCCCAUGGGACCAGAAAUCGCUCUAUCUCCUUUAUGUUGAUGUUUUUGUUGGAAUGCUUCGUGUUUUCUUCUACCUGGAGUUCGCUCCGAUACUGUGGAAACAUCACCCUUUUCCACUAUUUAUAAUUCGACCAAUUUACCUGAAUCUACGUUUCCUAAAGAAGACAAUUAGGAAUCUGGUGAUGUCACGACGAGCUAUUCGACUAAUGAAUAGCGUGUUUCACGAUGUCAAUGCUGCUGAUAUGGCUGCUUCGAGUGAUGCUGUUUGCAUUAUAUGUCGGGAGGAAAUGAUGCCGCAGUCAGACACCCUAACUACCAUCGCUCCGGGGACCAUAAAGCGUCUCCCAUGCGGCCAUAUCUUUCACGCGACCUGCCUUCGAAACUGGUUCCAGCGUCAACAAACCUGUCCCACUUGCCGCCUCAACAUCCUUCGUCGACCAGGUAAUUCGGAUCAAGCCAAUCGACCUCAAAGGCGUGGCGCCAGACCAAGUCAAGGCCAACAGUCGCAACAACAGCAGCAAGAUCAAGUACAGAACCGAAGGAGUGCAAGCACUGCACAAAUCCGCAUCGAUAUUCAACAUAUGUCUGGAGGAAAUACUGUGGAGACCAAUGUUCAGGCCCUGCCUUCUGGUACUACGGGUCCAUUCACAUAUUUCCCACCAAAUAUACAGUUCUCAGGGGUCGCUCAGACGAAUCAAAGCGGCAAUGGCGUGCCUUCAAUGUUUUCCACUCCCCCGAUUAUUAUUCCCGGUGACCAAUUCCUCCCUGGUGUCACCGCGCCCAUGCCCGAGGCGCCAGUAGAUCUGGCGCAGUCGGCUACCACAGAGCGCGAAUUACGAGCCAGCGUGGAGGCGCGCAUCGCUACGCUGCAGCGUAUUCAGCUCCUCCUCGACGCCUCCAUUGUCCAGAUGAAUUCCUACCUGGCAGCCACUACACAGGCUCCACUUAUCCCUCCUCAUGACACGCAAAAAGACCACCCUCUCAGAGGUGAUGCGGUGUCUAACGGUGGCAGUCAAGGCAUUGAAAAGGGCACCUUAAACAGUGAUGCAAAAUUGACCAACUCAGGGGAUGUAAAGCCAGAUCCGAGGGCUGCAGAAGCUUCUGAUGAGCUUGCUGUUCUUCGGCAACGCCGAUUGGAGAAGCUAUCAAGCUCUAGCAAGGAGAGAUCAGAGCCCUGA
Echinococcus granulosus is the source of this 1782-nucleotide messenger RNA. RefSeq names its product E3 ubiquitin-protein ligase synoviolin. The coding region runs from base 1 to 1782 and encodes 593 amino acids. The transcript is spliced from 11 exons. Lineage: Eukaryota; Metazoa; Platyhelminthes; Cestoda; Cyclophyllidea; Taeniidae. Gene Ontology annotation, cellular component: cytoplasm. The record is from RefSeq and is a predicted model, not a curated record.